GGCCUCGGCUUCAUCUUUUAAGUCGGAGAAGCAGUUUCGCCGUGGCAACUGGCCGAAGCUAGUUUCGUCAAGAGUCAGGACUUGGAGGAGUCUGGCACUAAUCAAGAGCAGGCGUGAGGAGAGAUAAUAUUAACCUUUCGCCCCGGCUACUGCCCAGUCUGAUCUUCGGCCUUCUCCUGCAGAGGGUGAAUCUGCUGCCGAAACUCGAGAGUCCAGUGACUCGGCAGGAGAAGAUGGCGACAGUGUGGGAUGAGGCUGAGCAAGAUGGAAUCGGGGAGGAGGUACUCAAGAUGUCCACAGAAGAGAUCAUCCAGCGCACGCGGCUGCUGGACAGUGAAAUCAAGAUCAUGAAGAGCGAAGUGUUGCGAGUCACCCACGAGCUCCAAGCCAUGAAGGACAAAAUCAAAGAGAACAGUGAGAAAAUCAAAGUGAACAAGACUCUGCCGUACCUGGUCUCCAACGUCAUCGAGCUUCUAGAUGUUGAUCCUAACGAUCAAGAGGAAGAUGGUGCCAAUAUUGACCUGGAUUCCCAGAGGAAGGGCAAGUGUGCAGUGAUCAAAACCUCUACACGACAGACAUACUUCCUGCCUGUGAUUGGGUUGGUGGAUGCUGAAAAGCUGAAGCCAGGAGACUUGGUGGGUGUGAACAAAGACUCCUAUCUGAUCCUGGAGACCCUGCCCACAGAAUAUGACUCGCGGGUGAAGGCCAUGGAGGUGGACGAGAGGCCCACAGAGCAAUACAGUGACAUCGGGGGCCUGGAUAAGCAGAUUCAGGAGCUGGUGGAGGCCAUCGUCCUGCCAAUGAACCACAAGGAGAAGUUUGAGAACUUAGGGAUCCAGCCUCCAAAGGGGGUGCUAAUGUACGGGCCCCCAGGUACGGGGAAGACCCUGCUGGCCCGGGCCUGUGCUGCACAGACCAAGGCCACCUUCCUGAAGCUGGCUGGCCCCCAGCUGGUGCAGAUGUUCAUUGGGGAUGGUGCCAAGCUAGUCCGGGAUGCCUUUGCCCUGGCCAAGGAGAAAGCUCCAUCCAUCAUCUUCAUUGAUGAGCUGGAUGCCAUCGGCACCAAGCGCUUUGACAGUGAGAAGGCCGGGGACCGGGAGGUGCAGAGGACGAUGCUCGAGCUUCUGAACCAGCUGGACGGGUUCCAGCCGAACACCCAGGUGAAGGUAAUUGCAGCCACUAACAGGGUGGAUAUCCUGGACCCUGCCCUGCUCCGCUCAGGCCGCCUGGACCGUAAGAUCGAGUUCCCGAUGCCCAACGAGGAGGCCCGGGCCAGAAUCAUGCAGAUCCACUCCCGAAAGAUGAAUGUCAGCCCUGACGUGAACUACGAGGAGCUGGCCCGCUGUACAGACGACUUCAACGGGGCCCAGUGCAAGGCCGUGUGUGUGGAGGCGGGCAUGAUCGCGCUGCGCAGGGGCGCCACAGAGCUCACCCACGAGGACUACAUGGAGGGCAUCCUGGAGGUGCAGGCCAAGAAGAAAGCCAACCUGCAGUACUACGCCUGAGGGGUCGCCUGCCACACCUCUUCUCUGGCCUCUUGCUGGUUAAAAUUCGUAAUAAAGGAUGGUUUCAGGUUCCUGCCA
Molecule: messenger RNA, 1583 nt
Organism: Lipotes vexillifer (Yangtze River dolphin)
Lineage: Eukaryota; Metazoa; Chordata; Mammalia; Artiodactyla; Lipotidae
Gene: PSMC3
Product: proteasome 26S subunit, ATPase 3
Exons: 12
Coding region: 234-1505 (423 amino acids)
Molecular function (GO): ATP binding; ATP hydrolysis activity
Source: RefSeq, a predicted model, not a curated record